Arabidopsis lyrata subsp. lyrata is the source of this 2562-nucleotide messenger RNA. Its product is annotated as F-box/kelch-repeat protein At1g64840. The coding region runs from base 961 to 2196 and encodes 411 amino acids. The transcript is spliced from 4 exons. NCBI's taxonomy places the organism in Eukaryota, Viridiplantae, Streptophyta, Magnoliopsida, Brassicales, Brassicaceae. Gene Ontology annotation, molecular function: protein binding. The record is from RefSeq and is a predicted model, not a curated record.
GAUAGAUGGACAGAGACUCACUGACGGUUGGAAAGAGUUCGCUCUCUCGCAUGAUCUUCUGACAUUGUUGUUUUCAGACAAGAGAGAGAUAUGUGUUUCCACGUUACAAUGUUGGGACCUAGUUGUUGUGAGAUUCAAUAUGACUCUUCCAAUACCUUUCACAAAGGUAAAUGGCAUACAAAAUGCAAAGAAGAUGAGUUUCUUGGAUAAACAUGGCGUGAAAUGGUCUACGAGUCUGAGGUUGGAAAAGGACCGUCAGAGAAUGAGAUUGGUUGGAGGCUGGAAAGAGUUUUGCGAUGUGAAGAUAGGAUAAUCGAUCAUGUUGGAGCUAGUUUUGGAAGCAGACAAAAGCUUUGUUCUUAAGUUCUGCUCCAAGGUAAUGCAAGAGAUCAAAUGAAAACUGUUUCUGAUGUUAUUGAAUUAUAAGAAUGCUGGUUAAAAGCUCCAUGGAUGCUUUAUCUAAAUGCUUAUGGUCAUUGUUUUUUGAGUGUGUAAUGAUUUUAAUAUUUUUUUAGUAGACUAUGGUCAUUGUUUUUGUUUUUGGCAAAGAAGUAAUCGUUGAUCUUCCAUGUUAUGUAAAAUGAUCGAAAUCAAAUCUCUGUCUUUCCAAACAUCUUUAAACAGAUUGUGCUUAACUUCUUUGGUUUGUAUUUCUACCUACACUUGGAUUUUGAAUCCUAUAAUUCGGAUCGGACCAGGAUAUCCAAUUUUCUCACGAAUUAUAGAUAUCCUAUAUAUGCAAUGGUACUCUUGAACACGUGAGUUGCACGGGUGUUCACUUCACUUCACCUGGCUGCUUAUAAAACCGUCCAACUCUCCCAUAUUGAUGAACCGUCCCAGUUCCACUAUCCCAUAUUGAAACUGACAGUUACGUUUUUGAUGUUGUUUAUUUAUAACUUCUCUGUGACUUUAGGGUUCUAAUCCAGGGACCUAGGGUUAAGAAUUUUGACAUCAGCAAAUAUGGCAGAACCUACAAAGGAACAGAAGCAAUCAUCCAUUUUGCUAGAUUGUGUUUCGAAAUCGCAGCCUUCUCUAUCUGUGACGAAAGAACACACAUUGUCUAUGCCAGACUGGUCUCUUCUACCGAAGGAACUAUUGUACCUUAUCUCCAAGAAUCUGGAGGACGAGGACUACUGUUUCGAUGUUGUUCAUGCUCGCUCUGUUUGCACCUCGUGGCGAUCCACAUUUCCCUUUCCUUGUUGCCUUUUACGCCCAAGUUAUUCUCUUCCCUCGUUCGCUGAUUUCCCUUCAGAAAGCAAAGACUUGUGCACCCUGGAGAAGAUCCCUUUGUUCCUCUUUAGAGUCAAAACUCCUGCUACAUCACCGUCUAUGUAUUAUCUGGGAGACAUUGGCCGAGAUAACUCAGAGGAUCAUAUGAAGCAUCCAUCCCCGCUUCAAUGUUCGGUAAGAAUGAAGAUACCAGGAUCUGAUCCAACCUUAAUGAACAUGCUAGACUGCCAGAUCCUAUCUCUAGGCCAUCAGUACAAAAUGAUCAGUUGGGAUCCUCACUCAUUGGCAACCAGGUUCAGAGGCGUGGCUGUUCUUCCGCUAAACAAGGAGGAAGGAGGAGGAGGAUUUGUUGUGCUUAUCGGCUAUUCUCAUGAUUUGUUGGUGUUAAAAAGUGCUGAAAGGAGAUGGAUGCGUCUUGAGAAAACCUCAAUAGCUACUUGCUCGGGUAUAGUCACUUUUAGAGGCAGAUUUUAUGCAUUCUUUCUCAACGGGGACAUUUUUGUUAUCGAUCCUUAUUCGCUGGAAGCGACUCCCCUGAUGCCCUUGCAGCCUCUAAGCUCAAUAAAUUAUCUGGUCCAAUCUGGCAAUGAUGAACUUUUUCUUGUAGAGGCAACCCUCCCAGAUGCUGAAGUAAUAGAAUUUAGCCGGUUAACAUGCAGAGUGAGUAGGCUAGAUGAGGAGGCUGGUGUAUGGGUUGUGGUCAGCGAUAUAGGAGACCGUGUAUUUUUUAUUGGAGAGCAGGGAAAUGUCGCUUGCUCGGCUAAGGAGCUUCCCGAUGGUUGUGGUGUGAGUGGGAACUCAAUGUUGUUUACUAAUUGGCCAGGUGAUGUAAUUUACUUCUGUAAAUAUGGUGUGCCUACAGGAUACGUGGAAGACGACCUCAACUUUUGGCGAUUCUCAAGAGAGUAUCGUGUGAUGAUUCGUAACAAAUCUCCUCCCGUGGUGGCUUUUCGGGUUGAGCGCUAAACCGUGAAUUCUUACUUUAUGGUACCUGAGACUUCUGUUGGUUCUGUUUUUAUUAGAUUAAAUGACAAACUUUUCCUAUGACUUGAUUAAAGACUCGGUUUAAUUUCAAGGCUUAAUCUUUGUUGUUAAUUGUAAAAAUGGUUGUUUUAUGAACUCUUUAAACCAUGUCUGGUUGUGUUCUUGCUAUGAUACAGUCUUGUGUGUAACCAAAAUUCUCCAAACAAUGUCUGCUUUUGUCCCAAAAUCAAUUGAAAAAUCAGCAGCAAAUGCACAAUGGUGUACCAAGCACCCUUGAUGGCUACAAGCUUGAAAAACUGUACUCAAAAGAUGAAAUAAGCUUCAUGUAUAUUUUGGUGAACACAAGUA